AUGGACAAUACCAACGGGGGAUUAGGCUCCGAGGACAAUGUCCCCACAACCACAAGUGGCCGAGGAAAUGUCUCUGUCACAGAUAAAUCCAAGGGUAAAGAGCCGCCGUUUAUGCACAUGUUGACUGUCAAGUUCAGGAAAGGUGGGACCAUCUCUUGCGAUGGACAGGAUACUCGAUACUGCGAUUUUGACACGUAUCAAUGA
Molecule: messenger RNA, 204 nt
Organism: Penicillium verrucosum
Lineage: Eukaryota; Fungi; Ascomycota; Eurotiomycetes; Eurotiales; Aspergillaceae
Exons: 1
Coding region: 1-204 (67 amino acids)
Source: RefSeq, a predicted model, not a curated record